Moesziomyces antarcticus is the source of this 2262-nucleotide messenger RNA. RefSeq lists its product as uncharacterized. Gene Ontology annotation, biological process: regulation of DNA-templated transcription. The transcript has 2 exons. The record is from RefSeq and is a predicted model, not a curated record. NCBI's taxonomy places the organism in Eukaryota, Fungi, Basidiomycota, Ustilaginomycetes, Ustilaginales, Ustilaginaceae. The coding region runs from base 1 to 2262 and encodes 753 amino acids. Gene Ontology annotation, molecular function: zinc ion binding; DNA-binding transcription factor activity, RNA polymerase II-specific.
AUGGUCGAGUCCGAAGGCCGCGCUGCCCCGCCCAGGGCCAAGCUCCCGCCGUUGAGCCCUUCACUGACGCGCCACUCGGACGGCUUCCCGUCCACCUCGUCGCUCGGCCACGUUCAGCGCUCGCCUCCCCAGCUCCAUGCGCCGCCGUCCAAGCUGCCACCACCCAUGCCCACUCGCCUCCACUCCUACCACCACCCCAUCUCCGCCUCCUACGCAUCGUCCAACUCUUCCCUCCACGAUCGCAACCGACAGCCUCCACCCCCGCUCUGGCACGAGCAUCGCUCGCCCCCGCUCGAACAUCGCUCGUCUGACUUUUCGCGUCAUCUGCCACCCCUCUCCUCCUCCUCGUCCUCCUCCAACUCUGCCACAUCCGCACUGCCAUCCUCGGCCUCCACCAACGCUUUUCAGCUGCCCUCCCUCUCGGCCAGUCUGCCUUCCUCCACCAGCUGGCACGGCCGCGAAGCACAACGCGCUCCAUCCCUCCACGCCACCUCGUUUCGCACAUCCAGGGAUCCCUCCGCCGCCAACCUCGACUCGCGAAAAGAUACCAAGCUGCCGUCGCUCUCGGGUCAUUUCGGCGACCAGCAUGCGCCACGUCCUCCUGCCUCGGAUGCCGCAAGCGCCGGCCUCGUCUCGCCCAGCGCCGAAGAGCCUUCGCCAGCGGCACGCAAGCCCGCCAAGGCGCACGUUCCCUCGGCCUGCCUCAACUGCAAGCGUGCUCAUCUGGCCUGCGACGUGGGCAGGCCGUGCCGCCGCUGCAUCAACCUCGGCAAGAGCGACACCUGCAUCGACGUCCAACACAAGAAGCGCGACGCAAAGAGCGACGUCUCCGGCUCGCCCGCCUCGGCGUCCUACGCGCGCCAGUCGCCCGGCUCCGAGUCGGGCUACUUUCGCUCACCCACACGCACCUCGGAGCUGCUCUCGCCUCCGCUCCUCUCGUCGUCGGCGGCGGUGAUGCACGUCUCGGGCGCCACCCACGGCUCGUCGAUGCAUCCACGCAGCGCCUCCAACUCGGUCUCGGCGUCCAGCUAUCCCUUUUCGCGCCCCGACCAUCUGCGCCGUCCCACCGAUACGGCCAGCCACGCCGUCAGCCACGCCGCAUCCUCGUGGUCGUAUCAGCCCGCAUCGCACGCAGCGCGCGAUACGCCCGCACACACCUUGUCGCCGCCACUCAUGGGUGCGCGCCAACACUCGCACUCGCUCUCGUACGAACACCACUAUCCAUACUACCAUCCUCAGCACGCGCAGCAGCACCAGCAGCAGCACCAGCAGCAGCACUCGCAACCGUCGGCUCACGGCCACGCGCAUCACGCGUCGGCUUCGUCGAGCGGCAUGUAUCACGCAGGAGCGGGCACGGACGCCUCGGAUGCGGGUUUCUCCGCAGUGGUAACGAUGAUCUGCUCGACCAACCUGCAAUGCGCGCGCAUCUCGGACGAGGUGACAGCGCUGCUCGGAUACCAGCCGAGCGAGCUCAACGAGCGCUCGCUGUUUGAGCUCGUGCAUCCGUCCGAGACGAGCCGAUUGCAGGAGAUCUGGACGUCGCUCAUUGAUCCGGUGGGCGUGGUGCCGCAGGCGGUGCCUGCGGCGGCCGAGGUGGUAAUGAGCACGCCCGCGGCUCGGCUCAUGACGCCGGCGGCAGGCACGAUCUUUGUGCAGGAGAACAUGCGUCUGCGUCAGCGCAACGGCAUGUACGACUUCUACAGCGUGCGGCUGCAUCUGGGCGGCGGCUUUGGCGUGGAUCUCUACCGACGCGACACGCUCGACCGCGCCUACAUUGUGGCGAGCCUGCUCAAGCUCGGCAACGAUGCGGUGCAUCCUGAACCGGCGCUGCUUCGCUCGCCGUACUCGAACGACGCGGCGCAGUCCGGAGGCUUCCGCACUCCUUCUGCGGGUGCAGCACCGGCGCAGAGCCGCGCCGGCACGGGCCGAUGGGAGGCGGACGAGGCGGCAUCCAUGCGUGCACCUCCGCACACGGCCCAGUCGCCCGACGCUCGCGAUGCCAAGCAUGCCGACGAGCCCGCACAUCAAGCAUCAGACAGCGCCAGCCGCGGCGUCAAGCGAAGCAGUGCCGACAUGGACGAGGACGAGCCCGAUUCGUCCUCACAGACUGCCCCUCCACCGAGCGCACCGGCCUCGAACGGAGCGGCAGCAUCGUCGGCAUACGGCUCGUCCAAGCACGCAGUCUACUCGCCGCCGCCCGCCAUGCGCUCCAUGCUGUCGGAACGCUCGCGCGGCACGAGCCGUGAUGGAAUCUUAUGUUGA